Molecule: messenger RNA, 3867 nt
Organism: Cinara cedri
Lineage: Eukaryota; Metazoa; Arthropoda; Insecta; Hemiptera; Aphididae
Source: the annotation of a GenBank genome assembly
AUGGCAAUGAAGAGGUGUCCUUGUACUGUAGUCAAAAUGUAUUCAUGUUCGAGAAUGCAUAAACGUACAUUUAUAGAUAGGUAAUACUUGUAUUAUAAGACUGCGAUAUAUUAUAUAAGCAGAAAAUAAAAACAAGGUAAAAAAUACACAGUAUCUACGUUGUACGUUUACUGUUGACUGUUACAACACGGGGAAAUUUAUUUUUUUUGUUUGUGUGGUGUUUGCUGUGUGUACUGUACCGUUUCAAUUUAGCAAAAGUGAGUACCUACCUACAUGUAUUCAUUAUAAUUUUUUCAAGUCGUUUGUUUUACUGAUGUACCUAAUCGAACUGUUCCUUUCUAUUGUUCCAAACUUAUACAUUAGUUAUAAAUUGUAAUGUUAUUCAGGGUGAUCAUUAUAACGCAAGACGUUCAUUAUCGAUUUUGAAAUCGUUUGUUUCCUCUACAUUUUAUUUGAUUAUUAUUGUAUUCACACAAAACAUAAAAAUAAUACGUGUUUCGUGAUUUCGACGUCGGUUAAGUUUUAUAUCAGAAUCAUCGCACAACAGAUCGAUUUGAAUAUCGGAUAAUUAGAUUUUAACCUAUUGAGCUGUUAAAUUUGAUUCGCAGAUUGUCAAACGCCAUCUAAUCUUGAUGGCGUCUGCUUGGACAUGAAUCUCUGCCCACCGUUACAAUUGUUGUCCGAAGUAAAAAAUAAAAACGAAUCUGUUACAAGUUUUUUGAGGAAUUCUAUUUGCGGAUACGGAUUCCAACAAUACAAAGUGUGUUGUCCGUCGGCGGGUGGUACGUUUUCUGUAACUAACUCUAAAUCGAAACCCGAAGUUCCAAUACCAACAAAAGAUAAACCGGUUUUGUCGUCUGAUAGUUCACCACCCAAAAGUGUUAGCGUAGAAACGAAUGUUUUCAUUAGAAGUUCAGAAGAUUCAGGUACUUAACUAGGACCGGAAUCCUAAAUUAUUUUAACAAUAUUAUAAUUUAUCAUGAAAACUAAAGUUUUGUCAUAAUAUUAUACAGACUUUAAGACAAUCACGAAUCUAAUAGACAUUUAAUCAAUUUACUGAAUAUUUUCAUGAAUAAUAAUAGCUAGUCGAUAAUGUUACCAAUUUUAAUUGACAGAUUGUAUAACACCGAAAGCUCUGAAAGGCAUUUGCAUUAACAUUCAGCGUUGUAGAACGCUGGAUCGCGUGUUUAAUAAAUAUAAUAAAAACGAAUCUAUAGCAAAUUUUCUCUGACAAUCGUUUUGUUUAUACGAUGGCCAAUAUCCUAAAGUGCGUUGUCCGUUAAAUUGAAACGGUUUCGUUACCGAAUUUGCCAACACAGAAAUCGUGUGGACUAUCUCCUACUUAUCUAAAAUCGUUGGCGGACAGAAGGCGAAUUUAGGUAAGAACGGUAAAGAUAAUAUUUACACGUAAUCAAUUUUUGGUGGGUUGUUAUUUUUGAAUAAUUUAAUAACGCAUUGUUCGAAAAAAAAAAAUCCACUAAAAAUUGAUUAUAACAUGUUAUUGCGUUAUUAAAUAAAGAUUAUACACCUACUAAAUUAUGAUACCUGUUCCUUUAUUUAUGUGCUUGGCCCUGGAUAGCAGCCAUAGGAUACAAAAACAUAUAUUGCCCCAGGAGCAGUUAUGAAUGGCUAUGCGCUGGAACUUUGAUAUCGGAGAGCUUUGUACUAACCGCUGCUCACUGUACGACCGGAACUAUUUUUGAAAAAAAAAAAUUGUAAAUCUAUACUUCAGAUACGCGAGGUAGAAAAAUUAUUUUGAAAAACAUCGUUCUUAUUUUCUAACUGUUCUUUAGGUGGUUAACCGUAUUAUUGUUUAGGGACUUAGAAUUUGGAACACACAUCAUUUUUGUACGUUUUAGAUCCAUUAGCAUGUUUGAAUUUGCUAACAAAUUGUCCAAAUGUUUGUCCAAAUUGUCAAGAUGAUUUUCAGUAUUUAGUUUAUUUAGUUUUGAAAAGCUCUAAAAUCAAGAAAUUAUUUUUGAAAGUUCCGUAAAAUAAUCACAUUAUAUUUAUAUUUAUUUUGGAUACACCAAAUUUCAAGUAGAAAAAUCGAAAAACUUAGAUUUAAUUUGUCAAUAAAUUCAUUUUAACUUUAAAAAUGGAAAUCAGACGUUAAGAAGUGCCUAUUUUUAACUACCCACCGCUUAUUGGCUUAAAAUGUCAUAUUCGUAAGUGAUUGUUAAAAUUGUCUUAUUAAGGUGGUAAUUGAAUGGUAGAAAAUAAUUUUUAAAUUUUACUUGAUUGGGGACAAUUUGAAAACUUUUUUCAAUCCCCUAGUGUCUAAUAUUCUUUAAAAUUUAAAAGUAUAAAGCAUCAAAUAAUUUUGUUUUAAAUAAUAUUUUAGAGAGGUCGUGCAUUUGGGAGAUUUAGACUUAGAUCCUUCUGUGGAAGAUGAAGCUACACCCAUUGAUUAUGAAGUGUUGCGUAUUUUUCAACAUCCGCAAUAUAACAGAUUCGAAUACACUAAUGAAAUUGCAUUAUUACUACUAAACGAUACAGUUACUUUUAACUGUAAGUUAUUUUAAAAUUUUCUUUUUUACAACUAUACCUUUCAUUUUUUUUUUUUUAACUGAGACAGUAUUUAUGUAGGUAUAUAACUGCAAAAACAUGAUAUUUUUCAGAAUCCAUUCAGGUCUUGAAAUAUAAUUAUUAUAUUUCCCUCCGUUUGAUGCUACUUUUAGUGUCCAUAAUAUACGAACUAAACGAAAUUUCAUUUUUUUUUUUCUAGACUUAAUUCAACCCAUUUGUUUGCCAACUUAAUCGAAUUUGAGACGACAUUCGAUACGUCAAUAUUUACCAUUUGUUGCCGGUUGGGGUUCCGUAGGAUUUCGUAAGUACAAGUAAUAUUAUUGGUAAAUAUAAAUUGUGUAGUACCUAUCCAGAAAUUUACCUAUUGUAUUUAGUAAGUAUUAUAUUUUUUUUUACAUACAAAUUAUACAAUUUUCAAAACUUGUUUUCCAAGUCUUUGCGUACAUUUACGAAUACUUUGAAGAAUAAUGAAAAAAAUAAAAUAAAAAAGUGUUGAAACUGCUGUUUUAGGUGGAAUGUACGGAAGGUAUGAUACAUUAAAGUUAUUUAAUAAAAAAUGAUUCUGAACAAAGUUUUGUUACGGAUUGUUCUGAAUUUUUCUCUAGUUGGUGCAUUGUGAUGGUCACUUUUUGAUUUCUCAAACGGUUUUCGAAAUAAUUGGGAAAAACCCGAAAAAAAUUAUAGGUAAAACGGCACAUAUUUACGGCACGCCGCGACGUUACCGUUUUCAUUGUUUUUAUUAUGUUUACACGAUAUUUUCUACCAGAAAUAUUGCUCCAAUCAAAAAAUGUCAAGAGAUCGAUUUUGUUACUUGUAAUAUUUCGUUUCUGUCUAAGCGAUUUGUUUUUUGAUAUCAAAAAUAAUUUUAGUGAGAAUCGGAAAUAAAACCAAAAAAGACGAAACAUACGAUUUUUUUCCAAAUUACGGCACAACUAUUUCAUUAUUUUAAAUUUGUACGGCUUAUGUUUUCUACCAUACAUAUUGCUCCAAUAGAUAAAUUACAAGAGAUCUAUUUUUUGAACUUUUAAUCCAGUUCACGACUGAGAAAUUCAUUUUAUGAUUUUCUUGGCCGUUUUUGCGGUAACUGAGAAAUCCGGAAAAGUACUCGUUCCUGUAUUCGAUAAGAAACGCGUUUCGAGCUUUGUUUCUAUGAAAGGAACACGUUUCUUCCCAACACUGAUGUAUCGCUUGGUAAUUAUUUAAAACAAUUUAGGAAAUGUAACCAGUUCUGCUUUAUUGCAAGUUCAAGUACCCGUAAGAGAUAACGAAGACUGUAAACAAUUAUAUUCCCAGCAGCUGAAUAUAGUCGACGAGAGAGUGUUAUGUUUGAAUUACUGA